AUGAGUGUCGUGGGUGUUGAUUUCGGUACCCUCAAGACGACUAUUGCCGUCGCGAGGAACCGUGGUGUCGAUGUGAUUGCCAAUGAAGUUUCUAACCGCUCCACCCCGUCGAUGGUUGGCUUCGGCCCCAAGUCCCGUUAUCUCGGCGAGACGGCUAAGACCCAAGAAGUGACGAACCUUAAGAACACCAUCAACUCCAUCAAGCGUCUCAUCGGCCGUUCUUACAACGACCCCGACAUUGCGGUCGAGCAGCAAUACAUCACAGCCCAGCUUUGCGAUGUAAACGGUCAGGUUGGUGCCGAGGUCAACUACCUGGGCAAGAAGGAGAAGUUCUCCGCCACCCAGCUUGUUGCCAUGUACUUCAGCAAGAUCAAGCAGACCACAGCCACCGAGCUCAAGUUGCCAGUUCAGGAGCUCUGCAUCAGCGUGCCGCCCUGGUUCACCGACGUCCAGCGUCGCGCAAUCCUCGAUGCCGCUGAGAUCGCCGGCCUCAGGGUUCUCCGCCUGAUCAACGACAACACCGCUGCUGCUCUCGGCUGGGGUAUCACCAAGCUCGACUUGCCCGCCCCCGAGGAGCAGGGCCGCCGCAUCUGCAUUAUCGACAUUGGCCACAGCGACUACACUGCCUCCAUUGUUGAGUUCAAGAAGGGUGAGCUUGCUGUCAAGUCGACAGCCUGGGACCGCAACUUUGGUGGUCGCGACUUCGACAAGGCUCUCGUCGACCACCUGGCCAAGGAGUUCAAGGGCAAGUACAACAUUGACAUCACCACCCACGGCCGUGCCAUGGCUCGUGUCAUUGCCGCCGCCGAGAAGACCAAGAAGGUUCUGUCUGCCAACCAGCAGGCUCCCGUCAACAUCGAGUCCCUCAUGAACGACGUCGAUGUCAACACCAUGAUCACAAGGCAGGAGCUUGAGGCCUUCAUCGAGCCUCUUCUGAACCGUGCCCACAUUCCCCUCGAGGCUGCUCUGGCCCAGGCUAAGCUCACCAAGGACGACGUUGACACCAUCGAGAUUGUUGGUGGUGGUUCCCGUGUUCCCGCCCUCAAGGAGCGCAUCCAGGCUUUCUUCGGCAAGCCCCUUUCCUUCACAAUGAACGCCGACGAGGCUGUCGCCCGUGGCUGCGCCUUCAGCUGCGCCAUCCUCUCCCCAGUCUUCCGCGUCCGCGACUUUGCUGUUCAGGACAUUGUCAGCUACCCUAUCGAGUUCGCCUGGGAGAAGGCCCCCGAUAUUCCCGACGAGGACACCAGCCUUACUGUCUUCAACAGGGGCAACGUCCUUCCCUCCACAAAGAUCCUCACUUUCUACCGCAAACAGCCGUUCGACCUCGAGGCGAGGUACGCCAAGCCUGAUGAGCUGCCCGGCAAGACCAACCCCUGGAUCGGCCGCUUCUCCGUCAAGGGCGUCAAGGCCGAUGGCGCUGAGGACUUCAUGAUCUGCAAGCUCAAGGCUCGUGUCAACAUCCACGGUGUCCUGAACGUGGAGACUGGCUACUAUGUCGAGGACCAGGAAGUCGAGGAGGAGGUGAAGGAGGGUGCUGAGGGCGAAGAGAAGAGCCCCGACGCCAUGGACACAGAUGGCUCCAAGAAGACUCGCAAGGUCAAGAAGCAAGUCCGCAAGGGUGACCUGCCCAUCUCGGCAGGCACUGCCUCGCUAGACGACGCCACCAAGUCCGGUCUCUCGGAGAAGGAGAACGCCAUGGUCAUGGAGGACAAGCUGGUCGCCGACACUGACGAGAAGAAGAACGAGCUUGAGGCGUACAUCUAUGACCUUCGCGCUAAGUUGGACGAGCAAUAUGCCGAGUUUGCCAGCGAGGAGGAGAAGUCGAAAAUCAAGGAGAACCUCGAGAAGGCUGAGGACUGGCUGUACGAGGAUGGUGAGGAUGCGUCCAAGGGCGUCUACAUUGCCAAGAUGGACGAGAUCCGCGCCAUGGCCGGCCCCAUUGUGCAGCGCCACUUUGAGAAGGUCGAGGCUGAUCGUCAGCGCAUCGAAGCCGAGCAGGCCGCUAAGAAGGCCGCGGAGGAGGAGGCGCGCAAGGCAGCAGAGGCGGAGAAGGCUGCCGCGGCCGAGGCAGAGAAGCCUCAGGAUGCUGAGAUGAAGGACGCCGAGGCGCCCCAACCCGAGACCGAGGAGGCCGGUGACCCCAAAUAG
Messenger RNA from Emericellopsis cladophorae, 2148 nucleotides. RefSeq names its product Heat shock protein-like protein. Gene Ontology annotation, molecular function: ATP-dependent protein folding chaperone; ATP binding. Lineage: Eukaryota; Fungi; Ascomycota; Sordariomycetes; Hypocreales; Bionectriaceae. Gene Ontology annotation, cellular component: nucleus; cytosol. Gene Ontology annotation, biological process: protein folding. The transcript is spliced from 6 exons. The coding region runs from base 1 to 2148 and encodes 715 amino acids. The record is from RefSeq and is a predicted model, not a curated record.